Molecule: messenger RNA, 3229 nt
Organism: Penaeus vannamei (Pacific white shrimp)
Lineage: Eukaryota; Metazoa; Arthropoda; Malacostraca; Decapoda; Penaeidae
Source: RefSeq, a predicted model, not a curated record
AGACGACGAGGAGCAGGCCCCGGCCAGCAGCGGGGCGAGCGUGAAGGCCAGGCUCAUCAAACGGGGCCGCAUCACCGCCACCGCCGGAGGAGUGCCUCAGAGGGCGUCCGUGUCGGUCAAGAGGCCCCUGGACCUCGUGCUGCCCUGCCAGGAGAUCCAGUACCUCGACAUUUCCUACCAGAAGGUCGGGACAGUCACGCACAUCCUCCCACAGGUGCAGUUCAGCCCCAUCCCGCGCAAGAAGAUCGCCUACCACCCGGUCCUGCACAACUCCAUCCACUACUGCGACGUCCCCUACUGCGGCACGGGCGAGAGGCCGGUCAAGCGGAAGCCCCUGCAGCGGUCUCACUCCAUCGCCGUCGCCGACCUGAGGGAGAGAGUGGACUGCGAGUGGACCUCUUCGUAUAAGCUCAGGUGAAGGGGCAGGUGACGAAGUGGAGGCCAAGAGAGGAAAAGGAGGAGGAAGAGGAGGAGAAGGAGGAGGAGGAGGAGGAAGAAGACACCGGGGUGCCAGGAGGAGGACGAGAGGCUCCCCCUCCUGCAUGCCCAUCCGUUCUGCCGUGAUGGAGGGAACUUCGGGUCAGCGGGUCGGGGCGAAGAGGAGGAGGAGGAGGAGGAGGAGGAAGAGGACGAUGAUGAUGAUGAGGAAGAGGAAGAGGAGAUGGAGGAGGAGCUCGAGAAUGGAGUUCCAGACCAGCUUCUACUCACGGGACAGUGGAGGCUGCGCGAUCUGGAACCGCAGUGGGACAAAAAACGACGUUGCUUGGACCAAACGUUUCCACGCGUGUGGGAGGGCAUGCGUUGUGGAUGAUUAUGCAAAAAAACGUUUAAUUCUUCUUAGUGGAUUAUGAUUGUGCGAGAAAGCUUUUGAAAACUGUUGCGUUGACCCUUUCCCGAGAGGAGCUGACCCAGAGGUUACCCGAACACUUGGUGAAAAAAAAAGUGAUUGACCUGCAUUCGGACAGUUGACAUUGGAUCAUGUGUUUGGUGCUUAAAAUAUAAAAGAAUAUUAGUGAGAAAUAUAAACACGCAGUUUUUUACGAUGGAAAGGAGAAGGAAAAAAAAAAAUAUGAAAAAAAAAAUACAAAACAAAAAAGUGUGCUUUUAUUGGGACGCAGUUAACCUGAAGUGUGAAAAAAAUAGAAAAUGAAAUUAUUUUUUUUUCUCUUAGCGGCCACACUUCAGGCACCAUUUGCAAAUGCAGCGUGAAUUUAUAUAGACAUUUGCACGCUUUUGUAUUAGCUUCACAAAUAUCCAAGAAGCAAGAGAGGUAGAGAGAAACCCAAGAAUAUUGGGGUAGUGUUUUAUAUGUAUAACAAAACGAGUGAUUUUACAGUGCUAUAAGUAGGUUCUAUAUUGAAUGAAUGUCUAUAUGUUUAUGCGUUGUGUGUAAACAAUAUUGUGUGCUGCAAAGUUGUAUAAUUUUUGAAUAAUCAUCUAUUCAAGUUUAUUCACGUUUUCCUCUUCUGUUGUUUUCUCUUUUGUUUUAUUGUUUUAUCACUCGUUUUCCACUUCUUGUUUUUUUCCUUCUUUUUUGUUAGUUUCCUCUCUUUUUUUUUUUUAGUUAUAUCCUUCCCUCAUUAUUUUCCCACUCUUCUGUUAUAUUAUUUUUUUCUUAUGCAUGACGGUGGCAUACAGUAACUAUAGUUUGAUGGUUGUUUGUGCAGUCUGUAGCGAGAUUUGAGUGCUUAUAAGAGAAUGCUAAAACAUAAUAAGUGUAUUUGUUGUUUAUGCACUUUUAUCAACAUUGCAUUAUCCGUAAUAUUAUUAUUUUUUGUGGAAGUAACUGACAAGUCCUUUUUCCGUUUAUUAUAUACUAUUUAUAUACCAUUUGUAAGAAUAAAGCUAUGCGUGGUUCUUAUUGAAAGAAGAAAAAACACAAAAAAAACGUGUAGACUUGAACUAAUCACACAAAAGAUUUUUUUAUAAGAAGUGUAGACCAUUUUUAUAUUAUUUUUUUGGUUUUGAAUAGACUGGAGACAUUGGAACUGACAAAAAACGUCGAACGUACUAAGGAUAUGUAUAUACAAAAUAAAUGACCGACUCCAGCACUGACCGAAAGAGAGAAGAAGAUUAAGAAGAAGGAGCAGGAGCAGGAAGAGAAAGGAAGAGAGAAUAGAAGACAAUAAAAAAAAAUGCUUUAGUAAUGACUAGGGGACGGAGGACAGGAAGGUUCUUGCAGGAGGCAUUCUUAAAGAGCAUACGAGAAGUAGCAGAAAGGAAGAGAUAGAGAGAGAAAGAGAGAGAGAGAAGGAGAGGCAUAGCUUGGAGAAUGUCUGGUAUGUGUCGUAAAGAAAGGGAUGUUGACGACCUUCUUCUGUUUCUUCGCCCCACUUCGAUGUAGCACUUUCUUGACUCCAGGCCAUCGGCGUGGGGGAAUGGGGGAAUGUAAAGAAGGGUUUUCGUAAGAGGGGAAACAAGGGGAAAGGAAGGGAGUGCGAUUGGCAAGAAGCUGCAUGUUUGGGCUUCAGAUUCGCGAGAUUGAGAAACAAGGAUGAUAAAGAGAGAGAGAAAAAAACACUUAGAUAUUCGAGGUUGAUUGAGAGAUGGCGAAGACGUCGAUGGCCUGAAGUCACUUAAGUGUUGGUUAUAUUUUAUUUUAUUCUGACAAGAAAUGGACGCGAUGUGGAGUGGAGCCUAUAUUUUUUCCUGCUUUAUAUGCUCUCGGCACGGUGGAACCUGGGAAAUCCUGGUUCAGAACGCAAAUAGAGAGCGAUUUAUUCACAAUGAACACGCAGCAAAGUCUCUUGAACAUGACCAUAGAGAUCUUCAAAAAAAAAAAAAGGGGAGCGUGGGAAAGAAAUGCCAGUCUAUGACACUUAUUGCCACCUCCCCCACCCCCCUCUGCAACAACCUGCAACCGACUGGAAAGCGAGAACAGGAUUUCCAAGGCUUCACCCCGUAUUUUCAUCACAGUACAUAAAUGUUCCACACCAAAGUUCACACAUUUUUAUAUAAUAUAGUUUAUGUAUAUUUUCUUUGAACCAGUGAUUUGUUUUCUCUCUCUUCUCCCAUUUUUUUAUAGACAUGUACACCUCAGGAAUUUAUAAGUAAGUGAACAGCAUUGCCCUUCUGUGUACCACUAUUUUAAACCUUGCUUCAUUUCAAAUUGGUUGCCACCCAAGCAGGUUGGCAGCCCGGCAGGAGGGGCUGGGGGGCUGAUCACCCCUCCCCCCCCUCCGCCACAAGUCAGUGAUCUAGUUUUCUAAUUAAAUGUAUAUGAAACCAG